Messenger RNA from Staurois parvus, 372 nucleotides. NCBI's taxonomy places the organism in Eukaryota, Metazoa, Chordata, Amphibia, Anura, Ranidae. The record is from the annotation of a GenBank genome assembly.
AGGUGUCAAACACAAGGCCCAGGGGCCAAAUCUGGCCCUCCAAGCCAAUUCAUGUGGCCCUUGCACCUCUCCUGCAGGUACCCCCUUGUCUCUGCCCCCACCUUGUCUCAGCAGUCGGCAGCAGAGAGGAGAUUAGAUCUCCUCUGCCAAAUCCUGCACCUCUCAGUGCAGCUGCAGCACCCCCUCAUCUCUGCCUCCCCUGGUCUCAGCAUUCAGCAGACUCUGGUAACUGACUCCACUCCUCCUCUGGUCCUCCUUCAGACCCUGCACUUUCUGCUUUCCCGCCCUGCUCCCAAAGGCAGUGCAUGGCGGUGCAUGGUGAUGUUAGGGAGGAAAUCUGAUGUAAUGGGGGUAGUGGGGUGCUCUGAACAU